Molecule: messenger RNA, 1077 nt
Organism: Phycomyces blakesleeanus NRRL 1555(-)
Lineage: Eukaryota; Fungi; Mucoromycota; Mucoromycetes; Mucorales; Phycomycetaceae
Exons: 3
Coding region: 1-1077 (358 amino acids)
Source: RefSeq, a predicted model, not a curated record
AUGGCACAUGGUGCUAAGACGAACUUGUUACAUGGUGAUAUGUAUCUGGACUCAAUGUUAAACCCCAUCUUGACACCUGAAGCCAGUCUUGCUUUUGUGGUUGGAGACAUUGUUAAAAUUGCUGAGCUGUGCAUACAUUCUGAACACUCUUCGUACUACAGCUGUAGAGUAUGUAAGAUCAAAGAAGACCGGCAGCAGAAAAACCAAAGAGGCAUAUAUUUCAGCAACAUGACUACUAGUAGCAAUAGAAGAAGACAGAGCUUUAUUGAGGGUGAUGUUGAAUAUGAAAUUAAGAAACCCACUCCUUUCUGUCAAAAUAUUGGCAAGCACCUGUGGGCAAUAGUCACUGAUAAUGAACAAAAGAAAUCUGAUAUCUCAAACCCGUUAUUCCUAAGGAAGCCAUACAAAGUUACUUUGGGUAAAAAACUUCUGUUAGCACAAGCCCUUAGCAACCAUCAUAGCAAGGAUGGAAGCUUUUUAAAUAUGACAACCUCUGCUGGCUACAGUAGAGCCGUUGAUUAUAUUGACUUAUUGAUAUUUAUGGUUUCUACUCUGCUGGUUGAAGCUCUAGAACUUCAAACUGAAGGCCUGAAAAUAAAAUUAAAAAACAAAAAGAAAAGAAAAGGAAAAGGUAAAGCUGACAAAGCAACAAUUCUGAAUCAAAGCAAUGAAGUUGAUCCUGAGGAACAAAGCAUUGGAACUAGAAUUGAGACUGUUAUAAGUCGUAUGGAUAGAACGGCUGAGGUCCUUGCAUUACUUUCCUUGGUUUGCCAGCUAUCAGAGAAGCUAUAUAUAAGUACAGAAGAUGUCUCAGCCAUUGAACAUCAUGUAAAUAUAUGGCAUGCAUUUCUGCGAGAUCUUGUUGGAAGGAAAUGCUUCACUAUAAGCCAGCACUAUCUGGUACACCUCAGCAAAUAUAUAACAGAGAUGGGUCUGCUCAAAGAGUAUAGUGCUUGCGCAUUGGAAAAAACUAUAGGUCUAUGCAAAGAAAACAUAAAGUCGCAUUCAAAGCCAGGGAAAAACGCUGUAAACUUUAUGCAUAAUAAUUUUGCCAGUGCAAAACAAAAAUGGCACUAA